AUGGCUGGCACGGCCAAGACCCUGCUCCUCGUCUUCCUCCUUGCUGUUGCGGCGACCUCGACGCCGGCUGCGGCCACCACGCUGACGCUCCACAACCUGUGCCCGUACCCCGUGUGGCCGCUGGUGACCCCGAACACGGGGUUCCCCGCCAUCUCCGAGAACACGGGGCGCCUGGACGGCGCAGGGCGCGGGCUGGUCUCCAUCCGCUUCCCGGACAGCUUCUGGGCGGGGCGCGUGGUGGCGCGCACGGGCUGCAGCUCCGUGCCGUCCCGCUGCGAGACGGGGAGCGCGCCGCCGGCGACGGUGGUGCAGCUGGUGGUGCACGCGGAGGGGCAGGACCUGGCGGCGUACAGCGUGAGCCUGGUGGACGGGUUCAACGUGCCCGCCGUGGUGAGCCCGCAGGCGGUGGCCGCCGGCGGCGGGCAGUGCCCUGCCCUGGGGUGCGCGGCGGAUCUCAACGCCGGGUGCCCGCGCUCGCAGCGCGUGGUUGGGGCAGGGGGCGGCGUGGUGGCGUGUAAGGGCCCCGCGGGAUACUUCAAGGAGCGGUGCCCGCUGACGCGCACCACGGCCACCGACGUGGAGCCCGUGCCGCAGCGGUGCUUCGCGCCCGGCGAGCUCAAGGUCGUCUUCUGCCAGUCCGCCAUGGUGAACAACGCCGCCGGCGAGCCCGGGCGCAUCCGCACCGUCGUCGCGGACAACUAG
Miscanthus lutarioriparius is the source of this 702-nucleotide messenger RNA. NCBI's taxonomy places the organism in Eukaryota, Viridiplantae, Streptophyta, Magnoliopsida, Poales, Poaceae. The record is from the annotation of a GenBank genome assembly.